Molecule: messenger RNA, 993 nt
Organism: Eimeria maxima
Lineage: Eukaryota; Apicomplexa; Conoidasida; Eucoccidiorida; Eimeriidae
Exons: 4
Coding region: 1-993 (330 amino acids)
Source: RefSeq, a predicted model, not a curated record
AUGUGGUUCACAACGCGCCAAGAGGGCCUCGAUGACCCCAGACCGGCCAUGCGCGGGCCCUGCCUCGAUCUGCCUACAACCGUUUUCUGCGGCGGAGUUGGAGGCAACAGCUUUUUGCUGCGAGGAGGGUUUCUGCUGCAGCUCUUCUCUCUCACGGGCCUCUUCAUAUCGUACUGGGCGUCAGGGGGCGCUGGCCUCUUUGGCUACGAAUUGCAGGGUAUGAACGAGGCCGCAAGGAGUUCUGAGGGCCUCCAUACGGCCCUUGCCUUCUUUUCGGGUCUUUAUAUGUUAGGUGCUGCUUAUCUGGUUUGCUUCCAAGCCAUUGCGGCAGAUGACGCCUGCUGGGCAAGGGGUUACCGUUCGGGCAGCAAGGUUCUUCGUCUGGCGACUUUCUUGGAUUUGCUGAGCAGCGUGAUGCAGUUUAUCUUCUUCUUGUACAUCGCCAAGUUUUACAAACCCAAGUGGUAUUUGCAAUUCAAGGAAGGGGGACCCGAGUGUCUCUUCUUCUCUUAUAUCCGUUGUUUGCAUGCUGUCUGCCUCGCGUUGUACGGGGCCGCGACUUAUCUUUUGGAGGUUUACCACGAUGAAGGCGCUGGAGAUCUGCAUGCGUACAUUAACUCCGCCCUUUUCGGUCUCGCAUCGCUUGUUGAGUUUUGCGUGCUGUUCGUCCCUGUGGGUGGGGCGUCUGCGUUGACAAUUUGGCUGGCGUUGCUGGCAGCUGCUAUUUGGGCCGUAUUCUUCGAACCAGAGGUCAACAACGUGUCUCCUGCACUGCACGAGACCGAGUUAACCAACGAUGUCGAGCAGCAGGUGGAAAAAUUUGCGCGUCUGUCUCCCUACUACCCUUCAGGAGACCCCAGCGGCCUGCAGCAGCAGCAGCAAGCUUCACCCUCUCCCCACGCCAGCUUCUCCCAAGCCCCCAGCCAGCAGUUUCUCCCCCAGGCCUCAGUUGUCGCCCAAGCCUAUGAAACGGAGGGCCGACAGCGAAGCUGA